CGAAGGUCGGAUCCGCGCGCAGCGGCCGGAGAUGCAGCGGGGCGCCGCGCUGUGCCUGCGCCUGUGGCUCUGCCUCGGACUGCUCGACGGCGAGCGAGGCCUGGCGAGUGGCUACUCCAUGACCCCCCCGGCCCUAAACAUCACGGAGGAGACGUACAUCAUUGACUCCAGUGAUAGCCUGUCCAUCUCCUGCAGGGGGCAGCACCCCCUCGAGUGGGCCUGGCCAGGGGCUCAGGACGUACCGGCCACAGAGGAUAAGGACAGCGAGGACACGGGGGUCAUGCGAGACUGCGAGGGCACGGACGCCAGGCCCUACUGCAAAGUGCUGCUGCUGCCUGUGGCCCACGCCAACCACACGGGCCGCUACCGCUGCUACUACAAGUACAUCAAAGCCCGCAUCGAGGGCACCACUGCAGCCAGCACCUACGUGUUCGUGAGAGACUUGGAGCAGCCAUUCAUCAACAAGCCAGACACGCUCCUGGUCAACAGGAAGGACUCCAUGUGGGUGCCCUGCCUGGUGUCCAUCCCCGGCCUCAACGUCACGCUGCGCUCGCAAAGCUCGGCCCUGCAGCCUGAUGGGCAGGAGGUGGUGUGGGAUGACCGCCGGGGCAUGCGGGUGCCCACGCCACUGCUGCGCGACGCCCUGUACCUGCAGUGUGAGACCACCUGGGGCGGCCAGGCCUUCCUUUCCAACCCCUUCCUCGUGCACAUCACAGGCAACGAGCUCUAUGACAUCCAGCUGUUCCCCAAGAAGUCACUGGAGCUGCUGGUUGGGGAGAAGCUGGUCCUGAACUGUACCGUGUGGGCCGAAUUCAACUCGGGUGUUACCUUUGACUGGGACUAUCCAGGGAAGCAGGCAGAGCGGGGUAAGUGGGUGCCAGAGCGGCGCUCCCAGCAGACUCACACAGAGCUCUCCAGCAUCCUGACCAUCCACAACGUUAGCCAGCAUGACCUGGGCCCGUAUGUGUGCGAGGCCAACAACGGCAUCCAGCGAUUCCGGGAGAGCACCGAGGUCAUUGUGCACGAGAAGCCCUUCAUCAGCGUCGAGUGGCUCAAGGGUCCCGUCCUGGAGGCCACGGCAGGAGAUGAGCUGGUGAAACUGCCCGUGAAGCUGGCAGCGUACCCCCCGCCGGAAUUCCAGUGGUACAAGGACAGAAAAGCAGUGUCCGGGCGCCACAGUCCGCAUGCCCUGGUGCUCAAGGAGGUGACGGAGGCCAGUGCAGGCAUCUAUACCCUCGCCCUGUGGAACUCCGUGGCCGGCCUGAGGCGCAACAUCAGCCUGGAGCUGGUGGUGAACGUGCCCCCCCACAUCCACGAGAAGGAGACCUCCUCCCCCAGCAUCUACUCCCGCCACAGUCGCCAGGCCCUCACUUGUACUGCCUACGGGGUGCCCCCUCCUCUCAGCAUCCAGUGGCACUGGCGGCCGUGGACACCCUGCAAGACCUUCACCCAGCGCAGCCUCAGCCGGCGGCAGCAGCGAGACCACAUGCCACAGUGCCGAGACUGGAGGGAGGUUACCACGCAGGAUGCUGUGAACCCCAUCGAAAGCCUGGACACCUGGACCGAGUUUGUGGAGGGGAAGAAUAAGACGGUGAGCAAGCUGGUGAUCCAGGAUGCCAACGUGUCCGCCAUGUACAAGUGUGUGGUCUUCAACAAAGUGGGCCAGGACGAGCGGCUCAUCUACUUCUAUGUGACCACCAUCCCCGACGGCUUCAGCAUUGAAUCCGAGCCUUCAGAAGAGCCCCUGGAGGGUCAGACCGUGCGCCUGAGCUGCCGGGCAGACAACUACACCUACGAGCAUCUGCGCUGGUACCGCCUCAACCUGUCCACGUUGCACGAUGCGCACGGCAACCCGCUGCUGCUCGACUGCAAGAACGUGCACCUAUUUGCCACGCCGCUGGCCGCCAGCCUGGAGGAGGCGGCCCCCGGGAUGCGCCACGCCACGCUCAGCCUGACAAUCCCCCGAGUGGCGCCCGAGCACGAAGGAGACUACGUGUGCGAGGUGCAGGACCGGCACAGCCAGGACAAGCACUGUCACAAGAAGUACCUCUCAGUGCAGGCCCUGGAAGCCCCGCGGCUCACGCAGAACUUGACUGACCUCCUGGUGAAUGUGAGCGACUCCCUGGAGAUGCGGUGCCCAGUGGCAGGGGUGCACGUGCCCAGCAUCGUGUGGUACAAAGAUGAGAGGCUGCUGGAGGAAGAGUCUGGAAUCGACCUGGCCGACUCAAACCAGAAGCUGAGCAUCCAGCGCGUGCGUGAGGAGGAUGCAGGCCACUAUUUGUGCAGUGUGUGCAAUGCCAAGGGCUGUGUCAACUCCUCUGCCAGCGUGGCCGUGGAAGGCUCCGAGGAUAAAGGCAGCAUGGAAAUCGUGAUCCUUGUUGGCACCGGGGUCAUCGCAGUCUUCUUCUGGGUCCUUCUCCUCCUCAUCUUCUGUAACAUGAGGAGGCCAGCUCACGCAGACAUCAAGACGGGCUACCUGUCCAUCAUCAUGGACCCCGGGGAGGUGCCUCUGGAGGAGCAGUGUGAAUACCUGUCCUAUGAUGCCAGCCAGUGGGAGUUCCCCCGGGAGCGGCUGCACCUCGGGAGAGUCCUUGGCCACGGGGCCUUUGGGAAGGUGGUGGAAGCCUCUGCUUUCGGAAUUAACAAGGGCAGCAGCUGUGACACUGUGGCGGUGAAAAUGCUGAAAGAGGGCGCCACCGCCAGCGAACACCGCGCCCUGAUGUCGGAGCUCAAGAUCUUAAUCCACAUCGGUAACCACCUCAACGUGGUCAACCUGCUGGGGGCAUGCACCAAGCCCAACGGCCCCCUCAUGGUGAUCGUGGAGUUCUGCAAGUAUGGCAACCUUUCUAACUUCCUGCGCGCCAAGCGGGAAGCCUUCAGCCCCUUCGCGGAGAAAUCCCCUGAGCAGCGAAGGCGCUUCCGCGCCAUGGUCGAGGGCGCCAAGGCUGACCGGAGGAGGCCGGGAAGCAGCGACAGGGCCCUCUUCACGCGGCUGCUGAUGGGCAAGGGCGGGGCGGGGCGGGCCCCUUUGGUCCAAGAAGCAGAGGACCUGUGGUUGAGCCCGCUGACUAUGGAAGACCUUGUCUGCUACAGCUUCCAGGUGGCCCGAGGGAUGGAGUUCCUGGCCUCCCGCAAGUGCAUCCACAGAGACCUGGCUGCUCGGAACAUCUUGCUGUCAGAAAGCGACGUGGUGAAGAUCUGCGACUUCGGUCUGGCCCGGGACAUUUACAAAGACCCUGACUACGUGCGCAAGGGCAGUGCCCGGCUGCCCCUGAAAUGGAUGGCCCCCGAGAGCAUCUUCGACAAGGUGUACACCACGCAGAGCGACGUGUGGUCCUUCGGGGUGCUGCUCUGGGAGAUCUUCUCUCUGGGGGCCUCCCCGUACCCUGGGGUGCAGAUUAAUGAGGAGUUCUGCCAGCGGCUGAGAGAUGGCACCCGGAUGAGGGCCCCAGACCUGGCCACCCCUGCCAUACGCCGCAUCAUGCUGAGCUGCUGGUCCGGGGACCCCAAAGAGAGGCCUGCAUUCUCGGAGCUGGUGGAGAUGCUGGGGGACCUGCUCCAGGGCGGGCGCCGGCAGGAGGAGGACGGCAUGGUCCCCUGCGGCUCUCAGAGCUCAGAGGAGGGCAGCUUCUUGCGGGCGUCCACCACAGCCCUGCACGUCACCGAGGCCAACGCCGAUGCCGAGGACAGCCCACUGAGCCUGCCCCGGCACAGCCUGGCCGCCAGAUAUUACAACUGUGUGUCCUUUCCGGGGUGCCUGGCCAGAGGGACUCAGACCCAGGGUUCCUCCAGGAUGAAAACGUUUGAAGAAUUUCCCUUGACCCCGAUCACCUACAAGGCCUCGGUGGAUAACCAGACAGACAGUGGGAUGGUACUGGCCUCCGAGGAGUUGGAGCAGCUGGAGAGCAGGCACAGACAAGAAGGCGGGCUCAGCAGCUGUAAAGGACCCGGCCAGAAUGUGGACGUGACCAGGGCGCAUCCUGACCCCCAAGGGAGGCGGCGGCAGCUGGACCCGGGGGCACAGGGAGGCCAGGUGUUCUACAACAGCGAGUACGGGGAGCUGGCGGGGCCACGAGAGGAGGGCACCUGCACCCCGGCCACCCGCACGCCCUUCUUCACAGACAACAGCUACUAAGAGAGCCCAGGCAAGGCCCCCGCGCCCAGCUCCAACAGUUGGUGGGGCUGUGCCUGGCGGGGUGAG
Ceratotherium simum simum (southern white rhinoceros) is the source of this 4201-nucleotide messenger RNA. Lineage: Eukaryota; Metazoa; Chordata; Mammalia; Perissodactyla; Rhinocerotidae. The record is from RefSeq and is a predicted model, not a curated record.